GCUCUUACCAAUUUUUUCAUUCUAAAAGGAAAUUUAAAAGGCAAUAGGAGUUCAAGUUGAUGGAGAAAGAAGAAGCUGAAAUAGAAGCCCAGCACAUCCCACCCAAACCACCAGACAUCAGUACUACAAACACUAAUACUAUAACUACAAGCCUUCAAACAUCCUUCAAAGAAAAACUACUGGCUCAUCAGAAUAUAUGAUGUACAGCGAUAUGGCGGAAAAUGAACAUGCAAGGGAAGAACAAAAUAAAACAGAGGAUUCCAUGCUUUUAAAAUCAAAUGAAUUACAUGAAGGCAUAAGAACAAUCCAACUAUCAGAGAAGGACAAAAAUAGAAUGUAUCUACCAUGGAAACACUCCUUGAUCAUUAAGCUACUAGGUAAACGAAUACAACACCAAUAUUUAGAAAAGAAAAUACAAAAAAUAUGGAAACCAUCGGAGAAUUUCCCGCUGAUAGAUCUUGGCUCUGAUUACUUUAUUGCAAAAUUUAGCAAGGAGAAAAACAUGAUCAGCGCCCUCCAAAAUGGUCCAUGGUUUAUCAAUGGCUUCUUCCUAUCCAUCAAGAAAUCUGAACCAAACUUCAAAGCAAGCAAUGCCACCCAAGAAAGGUCAGUCAUUUGGCUACAACUUCCCCAGCUGCCUACUGAGUUCUACGAUGCUAUUAUACUAAAGAAAAUAGGCAACACCAUAGGAAAACUUCUGAAGAUUGAUGCAUGUACAAGUGCAGCACUGCGAGAAAGAUAUGCACGCCUCUGCAUUGAGAUGCAACUCGAAGAGCCAGUUCAACCUUGUAUAUCAAUAGGCAACUACAAGCAGCAAAUCAUUUAUGAAGGCGAGCACAUCCUCUGCAAAGCUUGUGGAAGAUUAGGACAUACAACCCAGCACUGUUCUUAUACCAAACUUACCCCCAUAUCUCGAGAUGUAGAGCACAACAUGGUGACUUCCACCACCUCCACAAACCACUGGCAAAUGGUGGCAUUCCAUAAGAGGAGCAAAACACAGGCAAGUAUACCACAACCAAGAGCAACAAGGAAUAGUAAAGCACAGCCAGUACCAUACCAUCAAGGCACUCAAAGCGGAUACACAGGUACUCGUUGAAGAAAUUGGGGAAUCUAGUGGUCCGGCAUAGCUUCCGUGAAGGCAACAAAGUGGCACACUUUUUGUGUAAAUUGGGUUCCAAGCAACAACACCUAAGCUCUACUAUAACUAUUUUGCACUCACCUCCAGAUCCAGUAAAGAGGAUGAUCCAGGAAGACAAAAAUGAAGCAUCUACUACUAGACUAGUAUCUAGCUCUAUAUGUAAUACACUAGUAGUGCUUGAAAACCUUAGUAUUAUCCCUACUAAGAGGAACAGUGGUGAAACACAACUACUGGGAGAAGAACGGGGUAGUUGAUCUACUGGCAAAGGAAGGAGCAAGAAAAGAACUUUUUGGAAGAACAACCAUGCUGGGCAGUUCCUCCGGUGUUUGCAAAUAAAGUUUUUUGGGCAGACAUAUUGUGUAUAUUGUGCAACCCCUCUGAUUAGUGGAGGACGCACGUGGUGGC
This is a messenger RNA of Nicotiana tabacum (common tobacco), 1543 nucleotides long. RefSeq lists its product as uncharacterized. Lineage: Eukaryota; Viridiplantae; Streptophyta; Magnoliopsida; Solanales; Solanaceae. The record is from RefSeq and is a predicted model, not a curated record.